GCCAGACGUUUUUUUGUGUCUGGCUUGCGAGGCUAAUCCCCUUCCUCGACCUUCUGCUGAAAAGAUAUGAAUAAAUGUCUGCAGUGCGUAGAAACACACGUAGCAAGUCCUCCAGUUCCAAGGCAGAGAUAACCACAGACACAGAUUCGAGUCCAAGUAAGAAAAAAACACCCAGUAAACGAAAACCAUCAGAUGUACGUCGUUUCACGUUCACAUCUCCUCAAAAAAUGGACACCUCACUGUCGGAGGUCAAAGUUCAAUCAUCGAUGUCGGUGGAUGAUUUCGUAGUUGGGUGUGGAGAAGGGGUGUGGUCUAGCUACAAGGAGCUCUGUCAGCGGUUACCAGGGAGACAGUCGCAAGUGGAACUACUCCUAACAUUGUGCGGAGAGCCCUCGUCUCCUACACCCUCCCCCCUCUAUCUCUAUGGCAACACUGGAACGGGAAAGACCCUGACAAUUAAGACUGUAUUAGAUAUCCUGAAAGCUCCACACGUGUUAGUCAACUGCGUCGAGUGUUACAACUCUAAAGUUCUCUUUAGUACGAUUCUCAACAGGGCAGUGGGUGUGGUUAAUGGGAUGGAGCCAGUGGGCAAGUGUGACAGCCUGUAUGGAUUUGUGCAGGAGCUGAAACGACUGGCCAGUGAACUGUCUCAGCAGACGCUGUACAUUGUGCUGGAUAAAGCAGAGAGACUGAGGUCACUGGAGGUCACCGUCCUGUCCGCCCUGCUCAGACUUAGGGAGAUAAGUGGGUGUGAGGUGUGCGUUGUCAUGGUGAGUAUCCUCCCAUACGAGAAGCUAACCACAGACUCGUGUCCAAGUCAACUGCUCUCAGUGCACUUCCCCGACUACUCACGAGAUGAGACACUGGCGAUCAUGGCGCUGGAUCGCAACCCUCAAGAUAGCCCCGAGUUCUUUGCAACUUUCUCCAACCAUAUUUGGAACGUGUUCCAUAUUGUAUGCAGAGACUUGGCAGAACUUCGCCACCUGAGUGCAGUGUUAUAUCCCAAGUACAGUGAGCCAGUCAACAGUGGGGAAAUCAACAGUCGGGAGACAAGACGACUGUGGAAGCACAUAGAGCCAUUCUUCAAGGACGUGAUGAGCAGGAUAUAUCUGAGGGAGCUCUCCACACAGCAGGGCGAGCGAGCGCUGGCCACACCCACCGAAGGCUCCGGGAGCGUGACCGAUUACCUGGAGCUACCCUACUACUCCAAGUACCUCCUUUUCUCCUCUUUUCUAGCCUCCUAUAACCCGGCUCGUGCGGACAGAAAAUUCUUCUCAAAGACCAAACAACCCAAGACUCGGAAGUCCCAUCGACCAGCUACUAAGGAAAAGCCGAACCACCAGCUGUUGGGGCCCAAACCAUUCCCUCUCGAUCGCCUCAUGGCAAUAUUCUACAGCAUUCUGGAGGAAGACGUCCCACCAGCUGCUCAUCUGUACUCACAGGUGGCCUCUCUCGUCACACUGCAGCUGCUAGCUCAGAUCAGCACUGGCGACCCACUGGACUCACCCAAAUACAAGUGCUUGUUGACUCUGGAUCAUAUUCGGCUGGUAGCCAGGAGUGUUGGAUUUGAUAUUGUGCAGUAUCUGUAUGACUUCAACUGAUUGCUUACUGGCACACUUGUGUGUGUGUUUGUAUGUGUUGUGUUGUGUUGACAUCUAAUCACUGUGUGAUUUAUAAUAAUUGCAUACCUUAAUUAUACCUCAACGCCCACACA
Molecule: messenger RNA, 1714 nt
Organism: Halichondria panicea
Lineage: Eukaryota; Metazoa; Porifera; Demospongiae; Suberitida; Halichondriidae
Product: origin recognition complex subunit 5-like
Exons: 12
Coding region: 75-1601 (508 amino acids)
Biological process (GO): DNA replication initiation; DNA replication
Cellular component (GO): nuclear origin of replication recognition complex; nucleus
Molecular function (GO): DNA replication origin binding
Source: RefSeq, a predicted model, not a curated record